GUUUAGUAUCGUUUAAGUUUUUGUUUGAAUAAGACAUAUUUAGCUCGUCAAUUAUAUGAUAAGAGUUUUAUCAAUUUUUAAGUAAUGAAGGCUAAAGUAUUCGCACUUACAUUUCUGUUCAAUUCGUGUUUGUGCACAUUGGUCGCUAGCGAAAAUUACGAAAAUAUCACAGUUAUAGAUGGAACAUCUUGGAACCAUUCAACCAAACAAGUUGUGGAUGGAAAACCCAUUGUAAUUCACACGCAACUUCAACAUUAUGACCAGCCAACGCUGAAAGAAUAUCAGGAAUGUCACGAGAAUCUAGAAAAAUGUAAAAAUGUAUGUCAAGCUGUGGAGAGUCCUGUUGCCUGCAUAACGAAGUGUCCAGUUUGUCCGUUUCUAGUAAAAGAGAAAAUUGUAGUACAGGGCAUUAACGAUACAGACUUCACUUCACCAGCCGCAAAGCCCCUAAAUACCACAAAUAUAAUACGUCUGACGAACCAAAUUCGUAAUAUUAUAGAAAAUCAUCAGGGAAAUAUAACUUAUCGCAAUGAAAACAUAGUCCACUUCCAUCAGAAUACUUCAAGAGUAGGUGGUAAAUUUGGCUUAGGUUAUAAUAACACCGAUCCCUGUUGCAUAAUAGUAAGAUCAUCGAAGAAUUGUGAAACUCAGCAGUUUUCGACAGCAGCUCACUGCCAUCGCAAACGUCAUCGUGUUUGUGGCAAACAAUGUAUUUCACGAGUAAUGAUGGCCAAACGUGUUACUCUAUGCGAAAAUACACUUCCAUUGGAAGAAAAUGUAGACUAUUUAGAAGAGAAUUGUCGUGAAAUAGUAAAAUAUAUUCCAUACCAUUCACGUAAGAAACAUCUGAUUAGAAUGCGAAAUAAAUGUGUCUCCAUACCUUAUUGGCCCUAUGUUGCAUGUGGCCAUAAAGUAGGAAUGGAUAAUUAUGAACAUUCAAUUUGUAGACGUUGUCAGCAUUUAACAUAUUACUAUGUAUUACAAAGAGGAGUACCAGCCCAGUGCAACAGAUGUUUCAUGACCUAUCCCAGACCUCCUUUCGAAAUGUAUCCACCGCAAUGGUAUCCAGUAAUGGGACCCCACAUUGAAGACGUUGAGUCCGAAGACGAUUUUGAUUUUCAUCGGGGUGGUUGGCAAAAAGAUAAAACUAAAUGCAGAUUGCCCAAUGGGACCAUUAGUGAAAACUGCAACGACAUUGAAGGAAGCGGUACAGAAUCAUCUCCCACUACUUCCGAUCCAUGGGCGGAGUUGCCAGAAGCCCAAGAUGAAUAUUUGGAAUAUGAUACUUUUAACAAUGAUGACCUUGAAAAUGUACGUAGACGUCGUCAUACUUUUACUAGAUCGAAGUAUAGCCGUCGGUAUAUGCAGUAAAUCCUUUUAAAGAGAAAGAAAAUACUUACAUAUGUAGGCAUUUCAAAUAAAAAUUUAGGUCCUCAGCAUCGUUUGAUCUACACAAAACUUACAAUAUUUGUGCUUCCUUUAUCAUACGAAUCACACAAAUAAUCACAAAAAAAUAAAAUAAAACCUUUGAAAUAUUUUAA
Messenger RNA from Lucilia sericata (common green bottle fly), 1541 nucleotides. RefSeq lists its product as uncharacterized. The record is from RefSeq and is a predicted model, not a curated record. NCBI's taxonomy places the organism in Eukaryota, Metazoa, Arthropoda, Insecta, Diptera, Calliphoridae. The transcript is spliced from 2 exons. The coding region runs from base 85 to 1371 and encodes 428 amino acids.